AUGACGGAAGAACGAAUUUCAGUUCAUUCCACAAUAUCACAAGCAGACAGUGAAAUUUCUUUCGGAUACUCUGAUGGUAAUAUGUUACGUUUAAAUGAUAAACAAAUUAGAGCAUUGAAAGCAAUUUGUGGUACUUUAAUAGGUGAACUUGAAGAAGAAUCUCAACUUGAUGAAUUAUGCACUACCCAAACUAAUUUAAUGAUAAAAUAUGAAAAUAAGAUUCGUGAAUUUGGUAAAUUUGAUGUAAGAAAUCAAAAAGAUUUUUUAGAUAAAAUAAUUGAUCGUUUAUCAAAAAUUCCCUCAAAUAAAUUGGCAGAAGUAAAAUCAAAUCUUAAACGUUUAGGUGGUAAAGGAGGUACUAAUAGUUAUAGAUUAACAGGUUCCAUGAAACCUUUUCAUGAAUUAGGACAAAGACAACGUGAAGCAAUUAUAUCUAAAUGGAGUACUAGUCAUUCACCUUCAAUUAGACAAAUGUUUAAAUUAUUUUCAUAUUUAGUUUGUACCACAUUUUGGAUGGAUCCAUAUGAUUUUUAUCCAAUGAUUGGAUAUCCCGGGAUAGAUCCUGAAUUAUCAUCAUCAGAAGGAAAAGCGAGAUUUAAUAAAUUUUCUGAUUAUGAAUUUAUUGAAAUUGAUGAAGAUGUAACCGAAUUAAAAUUUGAUAUAGUAAUUAUUGGAUCAGGAGCAGGAGGUAGCGUAAUUGCUGCGAGGUUAGCUAGAAUGACAGGAAAUUCUGUAUUAGUAAUUGAAAAAGGUCAUCAUUAUUCACAAGAUGAACUUGGAUUGAAUCAACAAGAUGGAUAUCAAAAAUUAUAUGAAAGAGGAAGCGAAAUUUUAUCGGAAGUUGGUGGUUUAAACGUUUUAGCUGGAUCUAAUUUUGGAGGAGGUACUACUGUAGGACGGUCAGCUGCCGUGGAGCCACCUAAUCAUUUACGAGAAGAAUGGGCCAAAAAAUUCGGAUUACCUUAUUUCUUAGAAGAAGAAUUUAAUGAUUCAAUGAAAGCAAUUAAAAAUCGUUUAGGUGUGAAUGAAAAUAAUAUUAAUCAUAAUGAAUGCAAUAAGAUUCUGAUAAAUGGUUGUAAAAAUCUUGGAGCAUCUUAUGAAAUAAUUCCUCAAAAUUCGGCUUCUAAACCUCAUGAAUGUGGAUGGUGUGAAUUUGGAUGCAAAUAUGGAGAAAAACAAAGUGCCGUGAUGACAUAUUUAAAAGAUGCUAAAGAAUUUGGGGCGAAAUUUAUUCAAGAUUUAAUGUCUAAAAAAGUUAUUUUAGCUAGUGGAGCAAUUAAUACUCCAGCUAUACUUUUACGAAGUGGACUUGAAAAUAAAAAUAUUGGAAAAAAUUUAUACGUUCAUCCAACUGCUGGAGUUUAUGGUAUUUUCCCCAAAAAAGAAAUUAAACCUUAUUCUGGAACUACAAUGACAGCAACGUGCGACGCUAAUGAAAAUGUUGAUGGUAAACAUUACGGUACAAGAAUAGUAGUAGGAUCUCAUCAUCCAGUUAUAAUGAAUGCAACUUUCCCUUGGAAAUCAUCAUCAUUUAAUUAUAAACAAUUUAUGCUUCAAUAUAAUCACAUCGUUCCACUUCUUACCAUAACUCGUGAUAGAAAUGGUGGACAAAUUAAAAUUGAGAAAGGUGAAACAAGUAAAUAUAUCAAAAUUAACAAAGACGACGACUAUAAUAUAGAAUAUAAAUUAAGCAAUAAUGAUGCCAAGAGUGUAUCGAUAGGAAUUAUUACUGGACUUAAAAUUUUGGUAGCCGCCGGAGCAUCAAAAGUUGGAACUUGUAUUGCGGGACUUGAAGAAUUUGAAGUUGCUAAUGAAAAUUCUUUAAAUGAUCCUUUAUUUGAGCAAUACCUCGAAAAAGUUAAAAAAUCGUCAAUUUCAGAACAUGCAAGUCUUGGAAGUAUACAUCAAAUGGGAACAUGUCGAAUGGGAGAUGAUCCUUCUAAAUCCGUAGUUAAACCAACGGGCGAAACGUGGGAAGUAAAAAAUCUUUACGUUGCUGAUUCAAGCUUAUUCCCUACAGCAACUGGAGUUGAUCCUAUGAUUACAACAAUGACUUUAGCAUUACAUGUAGCGAAAAAUAUUCUCUCCGAGAAAGAAUUUUUAAGAAAGAAACGAGCUUCAUCGAGAUUCAGCAUUUCGAAUAUAAGUAAUAUAAGUACAAUAGAUAAUAAUAGUAGUCGUCCUUCUAAUCAAAGGCGACUAUCAAAGAGACUCUCAAAUGUAGUUAGUAAUACAUUUUCAGUGUAA
This is a messenger RNA of Diversispora eburnea, 2247 nucleotides long. The record is from the annotation of a GenBank genome assembly. NCBI's taxonomy places the organism in Eukaryota, Fungi, Glomeromycota, Glomeromycetes, Diversisporales, Diversisporaceae.